CUGCCGCCGGCCAUGAAGGCCAUGUUCCAGCCCGGCCCGCCGCUGCUCUUCCGCGAGAAGAUCAGCAAGCGGCGGCCGACGCCCUACACGGGCGUCGCCGCGUACCGCGACCUCUUCGAGACGACCGCGCCGCCGGAGCCGGAGAAGAACGAGACGCCGCGCGAGCGCCGCGCCAAGGUCAAGGCCGAGAAGGCCGAGGCGCACGACGCGCGGCUCGCGACGGCCGUCGCGGCCUGGGACCCGCAGAAGCCGCCGGACGCCGUCGCGCCGCUCACGACGGGCGACGCGUACAAGACCUUGUUCGUCGCGCGGCUGUCCUACGACACGACGGAGAAGAAGCUCCGGCGCGAGUUCGAGCAGUUCGGCGCCAUCAAGGCCCUGCGCGUCGUCCACGAGCGCGACCCGGACCACGAGCCCAUGGAGGGCGACGACGACGCGCUGCACGCGGGCACGCCGCGGGGCUACGCGUUCGUCGAGUUCGAGCGCGAGUCCGACAUGCGCGACGCCUACAAGCGCGCGGACGGCCGCAAGAUCGACGGCCGCCGCGUGCUCGUCGACGUCGAGCGCGGGCGCACCGUGCGCAACUGGCGGCCGCGCAAGCUCGGCGGCGGCCUCGGGUCCACGCGGAAGCGCGGCGCGGCGCCG
Aureococcus anophagefferens is the source of this 645-nucleotide messenger RNA. RefSeq lists its product as hypothetical. Gene Ontology annotation, molecular function: mRNA binding; U1 snRNA binding. Gene Ontology annotation, cellular component: precatalytic spliceosome; U2-type prespliceosome; U1 snRNP. Gene Ontology annotation, biological process: mRNA splicing, via spliceosome. The transcript has a single exon. The annotation marks the transcript as partial. The record is from RefSeq and is a predicted model, not a curated record. NCBI's taxonomy places the organism in Eukaryota, Pelagophyceae, Pelagomonadales, Pelagomonadaceae.